UUUUUUUUUUACCUCGUAUAAUCAUAACAACAUCUACGGGAGGCUGCCUCUAGAGGUAUACCUACCCCAAAAUUGGGCUUGACUUGUUUCGAACUCAAAGCAACAAAAUCCAGACAGUCGGUCCGACAGGCCAACUAACAGUCGCAACGACUUUGAACGGACGACAACCUAUACGGAGAACAUUUUGAAAGGUAUGAUGUUGAGACAUAUUGGCACUUACAGAGCACCAUCCCGUAAGACUGACUGGUCAGGCUUUGAUGAAUUUCUCCGCUCAUGGAUUCCAAGCCAUACCGUCCCGCAACUCCGGUCAUUUGCCUCUGCUCUAGUAACAUAUGGAAGACGUGAUCCUUUUAUGCGUUCAGGCGAUCGAAAAGCCGAUGUCAUUCAGAAAAUCCAGGAAGCGUUCAUGGCCCUCAAAGCUAAGAUGGAUCUCGAUGCCUAUGUCGAAGCGAGGUAUCACUGUGAAGUGGCCGUUGGGGGAGGAUGGGAUCCAUUCCCUAGGACGAACACAACAAUAAUGGUCCCCCCUGCGCAGCCUAUACGUGCCCAUCCAUCUGUUCAGCCGCCACCACCACCUACAUUUGGGGGUGUUCCGCGAUGGAGUAGUGGUGUAAACAAUAAUAGCUCAGGCUUGAAUGGAUACAGAUCAACAUCAGGAUUUGCGUCUGGCUCUGUUGGGUAUGGCAAUACCUCAGCUCACGCUGUUUCAUCGACUCCCAGCCACGGUCCGCAACAUGCUUUGCAAGACUGGAAAAUUAACCCAAUGUGGAAACCGCUUCGGGCCAUAACGUCUAUGGAAACACUGCCUGAUAUUAGCGCCAACGAAAGUCAUAGCACCUACCGGACAAAACGGACGCAAUUUGUCCUACCCAAUGAUGUUAUUGAGAAGCUCAAAGCAUCUAGGGAAUCCCCUCAAACGCCACCACAUUACUCACUCCGCCUCUUCUGUACUUCCUCUGAUCACUAUCGCCCUACAUCCGUACACGCUCGCCAUAUACCUCCCUCUACCAACAUCCCUAUUGAAUAUCCUGGUAACCCUGAAGUAUCCGUCGACGGCACAUUAUUGCCCUUCAAAGAGAAAGGUCUGAGAGGGAAGGCUGGGAGUGCCCCGCCUUUUGAUUUAGAUAAACCAAUCAACAAUGGUGUGGCGGCUGGAGGGCGAGUGGCGCUAGUACCAGGAAGAUUAAUGGGUGUCAACGUUGGACAUCGAGGGCCGACGACAGGAAAGAACAAGACUCAGUCCAAGAGGUUUUUCUUCCAGAUUGUCCUUGCCGAAAUGACAACAAAAGAAGAACUGCUUGCAAAACUGAAUAAGCUGGAACCAACAAAAGCAGAACAUGCGAUAGAACAAUUGAGGAAGAAACAAGAAAAUGACGAUGAUAUUGUGGCUGGUACAGCAUCCAUGUCUUUGAAAGAUCCUCUUUCAUACAUGCGUAUGACACGACCUAUCCGCUCUUCAAAAUGUAGUCAUAUCCAAUGCUUUGACGCUACUUGGUGGAUAGAAAGUAAUGCUGUGCACCCACAAUGGCUCUGUCCGCAUUGUAGCAAAGAGCUCCGAUUUGAUGAUCUGAUUGUUGAUGGAUACGUGAUGGACAUUCUUAAGGUUGUUCCCGAUACGGUCGACGAUGUUAUCCUUGAACCCACAGGCGAAUGGCACACCGAAGAUAACAAGUACGGUACCGCAUCUUGGCUCGCCUCACAUGUGAAACCAUCAUCAGCUACCGUGGAGGCAUCGACACCAGUUGCACCCUCGGUGCCUGCCUCAUUUAGCUCAGAGAUCGAGACAAAACCGUCUGUUUGCGAUAUGAAUGAUAUUAGCAGCGGCGAUGGAGCGAACAGAGGGGGAACGGGUCUGAAACGAAAAGUGGUGCAAGUCAUCGAUUCUGAUGAAGAAGGGGACGGUACCCCUGCCAAAUCGAGUGUCCCUCCAGCGGGCCGCGUAACAGCGCUGGGAUCAUCAUCCUCAGUCGGUGGAUCAAGGACAGGAGCGUCAACUCCUAUCAUUGACUUGACCUUAUCUGAUUCAGAUGACGAGACGGACGAGGAGACUGGACCGGUGACGAGUUCAAGAGCUCCUCCGGCUCCGAUACAGGUACCGAGAACGUCAACAGCAGCAAGCGCGAUUGUCUCUCCAAAACGACCGGUAAGCGCUGCUGGCACCCAAUUUCAUUCAUUUCGCGAGACUACUUCCAAUGUUGUUCGCUCGCCAUCGACUAGUUCCUGGCCUGGUCUUUCUGUUGCCGGAAUAGGGGGGGUGAGUGGUAGAUCCAGUCCUUUGAAUAACAGUAGCGGUCAAACCUCCGCUUCUGCUUCUGGCUCUGCUACCACAUCUCAUCUACAACCGCCGUCAAACCAAUACCCUCCCAUCUCCCCUCCUCAUUUUUCGGACCCACCUCCACAGACCACAGUCGCGUCCCCGCGAAUAACAGCCCUGCCACCACCGUCACACAUAUUUCCUUCGUCAUCUCCGCCCUCCGCCUCUAUCGCCCCUGCCGUGCCACUGGAUCAUGUUCCCCCUGCCCGAGCUUUUUCAGGGCCGGGUUGGGUUAAUCCGUUAAGGCCGAAUUCUAGUAGCGAAAUUUCAAGUUCGACCUAUGCAUCGACGACGUCGCCGUCGGAUAAUAGAGGAAACGAGAGAGAGAGUUCCGGGUCUAAAUAUUGAAGGUGGCAGACGAAGUGUAGCAGAUAUAAGGAUGGAACUGGUGAAGGGGAGCACAGCGAGUAGAAAGAUAAGUUGUGGUAAAAAUGUAUCAGAUAUAUUUGGUGUUUCGGAUAGCUAUAGAAAUCAACAUGAGGAAGGAAAAUCUGGCUACAAGGUCUUCGGAUGUAAAGAAGGGAAGCAAGAGAUAAGGAAGGUCCAGAUAUCGUUUUCAACUAAACCAUUUAGACGUCCCUUUUGUCAGUUUUUGGGGUGUUAAUCAAAAGCAAUUCUGCCCAAGAGUUUUG
Cryptococcus deneoformans JEC21 is the source of this 2946-nucleotide messenger RNA. RefSeq names its product chromosome condensation-related protein, putative. NCBI's taxonomy places the organism in Eukaryota, Fungi, Basidiomycota, Tremellomycetes, Tremellales, Cryptococcaceae. The transcript is spliced from 8 exons. The record is from RefSeq and is a predicted model, not a curated record. Bases 194 to 2662 code for a protein of 822 amino acids. Gene Ontology annotation, biological process: protein sumoylation. Gene Ontology annotation, molecular function: SUMO ligase activity; zinc ion binding.